GCAGUUGCAUUGCAUAGACUACUCAUACGUACGAACUCCACUCCAGUCAGUCCCAGUUAGUUUCAGGAAGCAAUGGCGUCCGGUCAGGAGAAGGGGAGGUCGGAGCUGGACAGCCUGGCCCGCGAGGGGCAGACCGUCGUCCCCGGCGGCACCGGCGGGAAGAGCUACGAGGCGCAGGAGAAACUCGCCGAAGGGCGCAGCCGCGGCGGGCAGACUCGGAAGGAGCAGAUCGGGGAGGAAGGAUACAGCGAGAUGGGGCGCAAGGGCGGCCUGAGCACCAACGACGAGUCCGGCGGCGAGCGCGCCGCCAAGGAGGGCAUCGACAUCGACGAGUCCAAGUACAAGACCAAGCCUCCGAUGUUUUAGUACCUAGUAGGUAGUAGCAAGCAAGCUGACCGCUGAUGUCUCUUCGUAGUUGGCUGUUAGCUGAUGUCUUCUGGUUGUGUCUGCUACUGAAUAAUGUCGGUCAGUUCCUGAAGUGGAGCACGCAUGUAGCCGAUCAUACUUAGUGUGUAUCAUGUGUGCAUUUUCGGUGUCCCUGUUCUGUCGUGCCUAGUAAACUCCUGUGUGCAUUUUAGGUGUCCAUGUUCUGUCGUGCCUAGUAAGUACUCCUGUCAGCUUGCUACUCAUCUGUAAUGUAGUGCGUCGGUGCUUAAUCAAUCUGAAUCUCUUCCAUGCAGGUGUUCCAUGUU
Molecule: messenger RNA, 692 nt
Organism: Lolium rigidum
Lineage: Eukaryota; Viridiplantae; Streptophyta; Magnoliopsida; Poales; Poaceae
Product: em protein CS41
Exons: 2
Coding region: 73-366 (97 amino acids)
Biological process (GO): response to abscisic acid
Cellular component (GO): cytosol
Source: RefSeq, a predicted model, not a curated record